AUGUCAGGGUGCGUUCUGAAAUGUACUGACAGUACUGCAAAAGUAAUUAUAUCUCUCUUAGAUACGUAUGGUUGUAUAAGGACACAGCGUUGGUUACAGUACUGGCAGUACAUUUCGGAACGCACCCUUAAUAAGCAAUGCAUGUAUGUGCAUGCUAGUGCAUAAGUACAUACACUAGAAACAUCGGUAUUCAAACGCGCUUUCUUCUGUGUAGUGAACCUGCAUAGGGUUCGUCUUGUAGGAAAAUAUUCUAUUCAUCCUAUUGCCAAUGGUUUUUUUGUCGAAGGUAUUGAAUGGUUUUUCCAUCUAUUUCCAUUGAUUUACCAUACAUCUUUGAUUAUUCGAACACCUGUGUCCGCCAAUUACAUAGUUCGAAUAAUCGACAUUCUACUGUAUUUAUAUCAAUUUGUAUCCUGCAGUCAGAGACCAAAUCAAACGCCGUGACCAAUAAUAGCUAUGGUUGUCAACGUUUAGUUUCCUGUAAAUAUAUUUCCCCUGGUACAGUGCAAUGAACACAUUACUACUACUUUUCUGAUUCCAAAUCGAACUUCAAAUGGUGUUAUCUUUACCAUAGUUGAGAAAAAGUACCUUGUCUUUUAAGUUUAUGGUCGUUUAAUGCAGCAGUACUGCAGCUACAGUAUUUUUCUUAGUGACAAUUUUCAAACUGAAUAACUUAGAUACAUAAUUAAGAAAAAUGGAAAUAGAAGUCAUGGAUGAUAUUCAUGAGAGAAUGCAAGUUAAUAAUACGGUAGUGCGUGUGCCAGUUAAGCAUACAAAUCUGGGUAUACGGAGCCAUGCAAUGGACAUGAGCACAAUGGUUGAGUUAACAUCUUUCAGUACGCUGGGAAAAAUACAGCCAUUCCUUGUCACAAUAUCAACUACAGCAGCUGUCAUAGUAGAUCUUCAUUGUCAUCUGACGGACAAAGAGGUCUGUGGGUACUUGGGUGGACAUUGGGAUAUAAAUGCUCACAAUCUGGCAAUAACUACUGCAUUUCCGUGUCGUAUUUUUGGAAGGGAUAAGAUCACUGCUGCUUCUGUAGAAGCUGAGAUUGCUCGGACUAUGGAAUGGAAACGAUUGACUCCUGUUGGCUGGUAUCAUUCUCAUCCACGGUCGCAUGCUUCACCUUCCUUACGAGAUGUUGAUUCACAGCUGGAUUACCAAAUAAAAAUGAAGGGUCCUAGCGAUAACGGAUAUACACCGUGCAUAGGGUUGAUAUGCUCUCCGUACAAUGUCGACAGCAGCUGCUACGAGUCUAACUUCAACGUUUUCUGGUCUCUUCCGCCUCCUGAGAAUCGACCUCACGAAUAUCCUCGACCGAUGCUUCUGAGUUACUCUCUCUCGCAGGAACACUUUCUUUCACAGGACGCACUCGAGGAGAUCAAAAGAUGCGUGGAAUUUUAUAAGAACGAAAACGGAAUAGAUUUCAGCGCUAUAUUCACUGGAAACAUUACUUACCUCGAUCGCUUACGAACUUCCCUAGCAUCGAAGCUUCCUGGACGUAAUCAGGCGAAUCCUUCCUAUUGGGACACAAUUCGUGAAAUGGUAUGCCCAGGCUCAGAAGACACGUCGCCAGAGCCAUUCCCUGCAGUCAAGUUUCCAUUGGUUUCCGAUUCUAUGACGCAGCCGACGGGUACUCUCAAUCCUAACAAUCUCUUCUUGGCACCGGUUACGUUCAAAUCCGAGAGUAGUACUGGAGUAACAAUUCCAAAACCUUUUGGAGUGCCGUCAACUUCCAGAGAUAAUUGCAAGAGCGAAGGUACCUCCGACGGAGCAACUACAGUGUCGAUGUCAGUGGGAUCAGUUCAGAUGAAGGAUACGAAUUUGACGCUGAAGCACAAACUGCCGACGGAUACGAUCCCGACAUUCCAGUCUGGUGAAUUAACGGUGUCCGUAAAGAAUUCCAAGUGCGAUUACGAUUUUUCCGUUGCUGAUUUUUCAAAAGUGACAAACUUAUUAACCAACGAUUCCAUGCUCAAAGGGCGGCCACCCACGGAAUUUCCAUUGGCUGACAUAGCGCAGGUCAGUAAGUUCUCUGAAUUGUCGAAACUCGCGAGUCUCUCCACGGCCGACCUGGCGAAACUCUCUGGAUUCGCUCUGAACGAUUUUACGAAAUCCCCGUCUACCUAUGUAAUUGCCAACUUGUUCGGACCGCCAAUAAGCAAAGGUCCAAAGGAUCAUCAAAUAGCGGACGGAAGUGAACAUCCUUGUAGAACGGUCGAGGAAUUUUGCAACGAACGCAAGAAAGAUCGCCCAUCAAUGGAAUCCAGUGAUGGUAAAAAAUUGAGAACGGAUUAUCCCGAAGAAAUAUCGAUUUCCAACGUAAAACCGGAUUUUGGCGCAAUGCUGGACAUGAGCACAAUACAUUGUAAGAAACAAUCGUCUAGCGAGACCGACGAUUCAUUGAAUUUAUCGAAAGACUGCCGUUAAUAAUUUCAUUAUCUUUUACCACGAAGGACUCUAAUCAUAAGAGAUUUGUAUGAAAACAAGGAAGAAACAAUUGAAACGUAAUAAUAAGAGUUUUAAGAAA
Cephus cinctus (wheat stem sawfly) is the source of this 2528-nucleotide messenger RNA. RefSeq lists its product as uncharacterized. The record is from RefSeq and is a predicted model, not a curated record. Gene Ontology annotation, biological process: double-strand break repair. Gene Ontology annotation, molecular function: polyubiquitin modification-dependent protein binding; metallopeptidase activity. The coding region runs from base 695 to 2428 and encodes 577 amino acids. Gene Ontology annotation, cellular component: BRISC complex; BRCA1-A complex. The transcript is spliced from 8 exons. NCBI's taxonomy places the organism in Eukaryota, Metazoa, Arthropoda, Insecta, Hymenoptera, Cephidae.